This is a messenger RNA of Phyllotreta striolata, 1224 nucleotides long. Lineage: Eukaryota; Metazoa; Arthropoda; Insecta; Coleoptera; Chrysomelidae. The record is from the annotation of a GenBank genome assembly.
GCGAAGUAGUAGGUUUCUCAUUACAACGUUUAUGGAAAAAUGAAUGAAUUUCAAUAUAUUUAAACAACAGUAAGCCCGGGAACGAAUCAAAAUUGAAAACAUGAUGGACUGCGAAAAGGAGGAAGCCACCAACUUGCAAAAAGAAUUCGAAUGGGUGUUAAACCAAGAAGUGCACAAAGGCCUCGAGCAAAUCCACCAAAUUCUAGUGGAAUGUGCCAGGAGGUUUCCAGUCGCUUUAUACGGUCACGACAAUUCGGCAAAGCAGGAUAAAUUCGUUCUUUCGGUACCAGCGGACCAACUGAAAUGUGUAGUUACACUCACAGGAGACAGUAUUACUCAUGCAGACAUUAAUUUUAAAGUUGUGAGGCAAACUGCUACGACAAUGGUUCGUACGACUAUUCAAAGCGAAUACCCUUGGAAAUUGCAACAAGUUCAAGACGCCGCAAAUCAUUUACAACAAGCCAUUUAUCAUAUCGAUGACGUAGGAAAACACUAUAAAUUUAAAUCUUCAGAUGAAGUGUUGCAUGUGCUAGGCAACAUUUUGGGUAGCUUACAAAGGGGUCGAACUAGUCUCAUUGUACCUAGAAAGAAGACAAUCUAUGAUCUACUUAAAAGUCGCAAUAUGAAAUCCCUUUCGCCUCCGCUGGCCGAGGAUCUAGCAAUAAGUUUUUACAUUCAGAGCCACAAAUUGGUGUUUGUGAUGUACCAUUUGAUGAAUAACCAAGGCGUGAUGAUAACGGAUCCAACGCCUGCAGAAUGUUCUGUGCCCUGGCUGAACGAAGUAUUAGUACUAUUUACAGUUGGAUUGCAGCUAUGCCAACAACUAAAAGAUAAGAUUUGUGUUUUUUCACAAUACAAGGAUUUUACUGUAGGUUCGAGAUCCUCUAGUCCUGUUCAGUGAUAGUUUUCAUUCGAAUAAAUGAGGCAGUUCAUUUGCACACAGUACCAUACAAGGUGUUCCACGACGAGUGGGAUAUGAAAUAUGUUCCAUUUCAAAUAACAAAGUUGAUGCCUACCUUAAAAUAUAUUUAAGAGGUGCAUAAAGUAUACCAAAUUUUACUUAAAUCGAAUAAGUAGUUUUUUAAAUACAGAUAGUUUUAACUCGUCGUGGGACACCCUGUAUUAUUAUAAUAAAUUAAUAAUUGAUAUAGUCAAUUUUAUCGUGUUUGACAGAUGUAUUAUAUAUUGUAAGUGUUAUUAAAUGUAUAUUUUAGGGAAGAUCGG